Magnolia sinica is the source of this 529-nucleotide messenger RNA. RefSeq names its product protein HIGH CHLOROPHYLL FLUORESCENCE PHENOTYPE 173, chloroplastic-like. Lineage: Eukaryota; Viridiplantae; Streptophyta; Magnoliopsida; Magnoliales; Magnoliaceae. The transcript has 4 exons. The record is from RefSeq and is a predicted model, not a curated record. The coding region runs from base 156 to 413 and encodes 85 amino acids.
AUGACCCAGUCACUCCCAGGUUCAUACAUGUGAGCUCUGCGGGAGUUACUCAGCCUGACAGGCCUGGACUUGAUUUAAGCAAACAACCUCCCGCCGUCCGCUUGAAUAAGGAGUUGGACUUCAUUCUCACAUUCAAAUUGAAGAGGGAGGAUUUGAUGCGGGAAAGUAGAAUUCCAUAUACAAUUGUAAGGCCUUGUGCGCUUACUGAAGAGCCUGCUGGAGCCGAUCUCAUUUUUGACAAGGGAGAUAAUAUAACGGGGAAGAUAUCGAGGGAAGAAGUUGCUCGUAUAUGUAUUGCUGCUCUUGAAAGCCCAUAUGCACGCAACAAGACAUUCGAGGUUAUAAAUUCGUCCACUUUUGGCAAUUUUUGUCAUGAGAUAUGGAGUAUCAUGUGCAUUAUUUGUUGGUUUUAGCAAAAUAGAUGCCAUCUAUCUCUCUAACAAAAUUAAACUAACUUUAUUAACUCUUGUAACUUAAACAUGGUCAUUUAUUGGUGCUAGACUUGGAUACAAGGUGUUGGACACGGGCA